AUGGAGCAAACUGGGACAACUCGACGCCCGGCUCAUAGCUUCAACACGUUCAUCAAAACACGUAGUGAAGACAACUGCACGACUACGCUCUCCUCGCUGACUGCGGCCUCAACUCGCUCGCUGCGAGCACAUCGUUUGCGAUGUUGUCAACAGGCAAUGUGUCACCGCCGCCCUGACUCAGGACUUCUGAGGCGGGGUGCAACCUCAGCGGACGUCGCCAAUGAAUCGAGCGGCGAGUACGAGGUGAUGGCGGCGAGCGUGACCCGUUAUUGCUGA
This is a messenger RNA of Phytophthora nicotianae INRA-310, 276 nucleotides long. RefSeq lists its product as hypothetical. The coding region runs from base 1 to 276 and encodes 91 amino acids. The transcript has a single exon. NCBI's taxonomy places the organism in Eukaryota, Oomycota, Peronosporomycetes, Peronosporales, Peronosporaceae. The record is from RefSeq and is a predicted model, not a curated record.